This is a messenger RNA of Scylla paramamosain (green mud crab), 1515 nucleotides long. RefSeq names its product ras-related and estrogen-regulated growth inhibitor-like protein. Lineage: Eukaryota; Metazoa; Arthropoda; Malacostraca; Decapoda; Portunidae. The record is from RefSeq and is a predicted model, not a curated record. Gene Ontology annotation, molecular function: GTP binding; GTPase activity. The transcript has 3 exons. Bases 326 to 1072 code for a protein of 248 amino acids.
GGUUCAGUCCAAGUUCGCUCCCUGUUGCCAGCGGUCACACACGGAGAAGUCAGACGUUACCUUUACUGAUAGCAGGCCACGCUGUGCUGCCGUGUUCAGAGCGUCAACGAGAAGAUAGACAGUGCUUGAAGUCACUGUCUGACCAUCUUUCUACCCCGUGGAUUUAAGUGCUUUCAAGAUUGCUCCUAACGGAAACCAAACCUUUUCCUGCCUUCCUCUGUGGAUUUUAGAGGAUCUGAAGACAUACAUAAAAAAGUCUGCCAACAGGAAAGCUUCAGGAAACAGGAAGAAAGUGGUGAUCGGUGACCAGUGUUGUCACGUGAUAAUGAAGGACGACAGGACCAACGUCCAAUCCGGCCCGCUCAGGGUGGCGGUGAUCGGGGCGAGUGAAGUAGGCAAGUCAGCCCUCACAGUGCGAUACCUUACCAAGCGCUUCAUCGGCGAGUACAGAUCAGACACAGACAUGCUGUACAAGUGCGUGCUGCAGGUGGACGGGGCGCCGCAGUCUGUCGAGAUCAUGGACACCUCGGCAGCCUGUGAGAAGACCUCAGACCCUUACCUGCAGUGGGCGGAAGCCUUCGUGGUGGUUUACUCCAUCACGGACAAGGACUCCUACCAACAGGCCGCCUCCACCGUCCAGGAGUUGUCAGAGAGGCGAGCAUCAGCCAGUGUCCUCAUGAUUGGCAACAAGAGUGACCUGGGGCACCUGCGGGAGGUGGAGGAGGUGGAGGCGAGAACACUCGCACUCACGCACUCUGCACGCUUCUCCGAGCUUUCCACGGCGGAAAGUUGUACGUCAGUUUCUGAAGUGGUCGACAAUUUCCUGAAGGAAGUCAAGGCGCAGAGAAAUAGCAACCAGAACGGCGGGUCUCCCAAGCUCCGCAAAAUCUCCGUCACCCGCAUGCUGGGCUCCCUCAUCGGCCGCAGCUCCCCGCCGCCCACGCCCAUGACGCACCUAAUCAUCCUAGACAAGGAGGAACGCAACAAACUACAGACGCCCCUCACCAGGUUGUGCCGGCCGUGCCUCAGGCCGGCACACUCCCUCCCCUGCUCACCACACACCGCAGUCUGACCCUCUUCCCUUUCCCUCUUCGCCGCCACCAUUCCCUCAGUAGUUUUAAUGUUAGGCAACAGACACACUCUUCACUCCAGAACGAUAUAAACACAGGACCCGAGAAUCGACCCUUCCCGUUCCCAGCCAUCUAGCCCCCUCACACCCUCCACUGCCCUGUCCUCCCCCGCCCGCCCUGCCUCCCACUCUCAGCCUCCCAUGAAGCUGUCCCUGUGCUGCCUAACUCGCGUCCCAGAGUGGCACCUCGGCUGGCUCUGGUCUGUGCGGCUCUACAUAUUUGUCGCUGCGUCCUCCAGAUGCUGUAAGAAACGAUACCAAAGAUCCGUAUAUUGUUGUUAUCUCUGUUGUCAAUGUUGCUCUAAACCUUCAUCUGUGAUAUAAACUUUUUUUGUAUAUAGGCUCCAUAAAAUUUCUAUAUUUUGUAAUAAAUUACCUCGAUGAUA